AUGUCAAUCAAAGUCAAAAUUUCUAAAAGAGGACAACAAUAUGAAUUGUAAUAGAAAGAAAAUUACAACCCAUUUGGUAAUUUAUCACUUUGCCCUAAAUCAAUAAUUGCAUUGGCUUAAUCCUCUUAUGAUUCAUAACUUAUAGAAUUUACUCUUAAUUAACUUAAAACACCAUGUAACUUAAAACAUGAAACUCAUUUACUAAGAAUGAGAUAAAUAGCAGAUAAAUAGGAGACAUUUGUAUAUGGUUAAAUGAACAUCAAUAGUCAAAUUGAAACAUAAGUAUAAUACAGUGAUCAUUCAUUUUAUGAUUAAAUGGACACAAGUCACAGAAAGAAUAGUUUACAUUAUUUUGAUGAAUCUCAUCAACACUUUUGA
This is a messenger RNA of Paramecium tetraurelia, 378 nucleotides long. RefSeq lists its product as uncharacterized. The transcript has a single exon. Lineage: Eukaryota; Ciliophora; Oligohymenophorea; Peniculida; Parameciidae. The record is from RefSeq and is a predicted model, not a curated record.